AUGUUGCCGGUUACAUUGUUCGAUGAUUUACCUGAUCUCAUAAUAAUUGAGUUCUUCUCGUAUCUGUCGUCUUUAGACAUUCUUUGGGGAUUUACUCGUAUUAAUUAUCGAUUGACAAUGUUGAUAGCUGAAAGAAAAUUUUUUCAUCAUGUUAACUUAUCACUUACAAGUUAUCAUCAAUUUAAUAUUAUUCUUAAUCUUCUUCCAAUAGACGAAAUUCAAUCACUUGUAAUUGACAAUGAUGCAUCUCCGUUACAAUUAACUCAUUGGCCUUAUUUACCUCGUUUGAGAACAUUACGAAUUAUUGGUCCAUAUAGUCAUGAUGAUAUUUUAAUUUUUAUAACACUUCAUGCAACAACACUCAAUCAUCUUACUAUCGAAUCAAACGAUAGAAUAGUACCUGAUGGUUAUUCGAUUGACUUUGAAUAUCCAAAAGGUUGCAUAAUGAAGCUAGUGAAUAAUAUUAUUCUUGUUCAUUUACCUGAACUUCGAUCGUUUGAUUUAGGCAUGGAUUAUUAUUAUAUAGAUUGGCCAAUUAACACUGUACAUGUUCCUCUCACCUAUUUACGUAUAGCAUUAUCUGAUAUCUCUUCAUUGAUUCGUAUUAUGUCGACACAACCAUUGUCUAACACAUUAUGUCAAUUACAUGUUAAAAUUGCUAAUUGUAAUUAUCAUCAAUAUUUUACUGAACCAAUAUCUAAUCUUCUAAUUAAAAUGACUAACUUACAUACAUUGACUUUUGUUGAUGGAUUUUUCGCACUAACAAGAAUUGAAUGGACAGUUUUCGAAAUAUUAAUAUCAUCCAAUACGAUGCCUGUACUCCGACGUGCUAAUAUAUCUCUUUUUCUUAAUGUCAAUGAUUUAUAUUGUAUUGCUUCAUCAUCAAUUUUCAAUGAUAAUCGUCAUGUUAAUGUUAAUUUCGCUUUCAGUUUUAUCAACUGUUCUGAAUAUAAGCAAAUGACUCAGUUUAUACCACGGGGCAAUCGUUUUCAUCCACGGGAAAUAGUUGGUGCGACACUUGUCGUUCAUCACCGAUAUAAUACGAAAGAAGUAGGAUUUGAUGGCGAUCCUUUUUGCUAUGGACUAUCCUAUAAUCAUCAUAUAUGGUAUACUCUUCCAUGGGCUUUCGAUGAAUUUUUUCAGCAAUUUCUUCCUGAUAGAUGCAUCCUUAAUAUUGACGUGUUCGAAUUUCCUUCUAAAAAAACCACUAUAAUUGGUCGAUCACAUCUGCAUACAGUACAAGCAUCAGGACGACGUGUAGCAUCACCGUUAUUCUCUUUACCUAAUGUUAUACAAGUUGAUCAGAUCAAUACAUUGCACGUAUCGUAUUAUAAUGGACGGCUUCGACUACCUUUACCUAAUCUUCAUCAAGUAACAUUUUUGAAUAGUCAAAAUUGUUUGAACCACGAAUCUUUAUUGCCAACAACUAUUCGUUCUAUUCGUCUUCUGAUUUUCUAUUUUCAUCCUAAUUAUCAAAAAACAUACUGGCCAAAUGUGUUGUAUUCACUUUCAACUCUUCCAAACUUACAUUCAUUACGUAUAAUUAUGUAUCAUGUGCCAACAACCAUUCUUGACGAAUCUUGUCCACUGAUUGAAAAAAUUGCACUUAGAGUUACCGAUUUUGGCUUUUACUUUCGAGCAAAAUUUGGCCUUUCAGGCGAUGUCGAUCCACCUAUAUUUGAAGUAUAUGCAAAAUUUAUUAAACAUUUAUGUCAUCGUAUUUUCCUAUUGUCUCCUAAUAAACAACCUUGUUAUUCAAUUGAAGAUGAUCGUUGUGGAUUAACAAUAUGGUUUUGA
Messenger RNA from Rotaria sp. Silwood2, 1797 nucleotides. The record is from the annotation of a GenBank genome assembly. Lineage: Eukaryota; Metazoa; Rotifera; Eurotatoria; Philodinida; Philodinidae.